Messenger RNA from Rhododendron vialii, 895 nucleotides. RefSeq lists its product as uncharacterized. The transcript has 3 exons. NCBI's taxonomy places the organism in Eukaryota, Viridiplantae, Streptophyta, Magnoliopsida, Ericales, Ericaceae. Bases 264 to 860 code for a protein of 198 amino acids. The record is from RefSeq and is a predicted model, not a curated record.
GACUUAGCGCUUACAAAGACAAGGGCCAAAUAUGUAUACUGCCUGCCUAAAGAUUCAAGAUUUACGCUUUUCUAUUACGGCCCACCAUGAAUGUUGAGAAACGCAAAAACUUUGCUGCUGGUGUUGAGACCUUUUACUUGGUUGGAUAUGCCUCGCAUCGCUAUAAUUUUCCAAGUGGCACAACGCAUUCCCUUUGGCUUUUACCAUGAUACCCUUAGCUACAAAACUACGCUUUUUCACCCAAAUAGUGCUCUGAUGCGCUAAUGUCAGGAAAGUUUCGAGCUUCACUACGGUACCAAGAUAGUCAAAGACAUUCAUCUCUUCCAUCAUCCAGGAAUCAAUUGAAGUUUAUAUCUGCUACUUGCCCACAUGAGACUGCUUUUGCCUUUCGUUGGAGAGUCUUCCCCCGGUUAUGUUUCUCUAGAGUAACUCACUAUUCAUCAACCAACAUGUGCAAGAGGAUAGGUUUGUCAAUCAAGGCCAGCAUGGAUACCAGUGGACUGAAUUCUCCUAGUGCGAAUGGUAACGGUGGAAGGACUCGGCUAGCUAGAGCUAUUCAAACUCUUCAAGUCAAGUUGAACGCGAGACUCCAGAAGCUCAGGAGUGGUUUUUUCAUGAAGGCGCUGUUUUUCUUAGUUGGGUUUUAUUGUGCUACCGCCUUUUCCACUGUCAUAGGACAAACUGGUGAUUGGGAUAUAUUGUCAGCUGGGUUGGCUGUGAUUGUGGUUGAGGGAAUUGGUGCUCUUAUGUACAAAGCUUCUUUUCCUUUGCUCAAUAACAUUAAGAGCCUCAUUACUUUGUUUAACUAUUGGAAGGCCGGGCUUUCCUUGGGUCUUUUCUUGGACGCUUUUAAGUACUGAAUAUACUAUAUUCCUCGGUUUACCAUCACUUCAAA